UACGGUCAAGAUGAAGCGGUUAACUCUUGGUUUAAUACUUCUCAUCACCAUCAACUGCUGCUUUUCGUUAACCGAAAAGCAGAUGAAAUCAGCUGCGAAAUUAGUGAGGAAUUCUUGUAUACCCAAAUCCAAAGUAACCGAAGCACAAGUGAUGAAAUUACAUGCAGGCGAUUGGGCCGACGAAUCUAAUCCAAUUAAGUGUUACAUGAAUUGCGCUCUGUCUAUGCUGAAAGUCUGCAAGAAAAACGGUGAAUUCGAUCUUGAGGCGGCAUUGAAACAAGUGCCAACUUUACCCGAAUCGAGGCAAGAACCUACAGCUUCUUCCAUGAAGAAAUGCGGAGAGGAAGUUCAAGCCAACGACGAUAAAUGCGAUUCUUCUUGGCGAUUCGCUAAAUGCUUAUACUUCGAUAAUCCUGAGAACUAUUUUCUGCCUUAAAACUGGACUUCGACCAAAUUCGACCACUUUCCAAUACGACUUCAAGCAUUCAUUUGUGAUGAUUUCUUCUGCAUUUUUUUCUAUGUUAUAUAAUUAUGUGUUUAUUUUAAAACGUUGCUGAUAUCAUUAGUAUUAAGUCUUCCAAAUGCUGUUGUUUCUGCUGCUUUUUUUUACAUAUCGUUGCUAAU
Nicrophorus vespilloides is the source of this 624-nucleotide messenger RNA. Its product is annotated as general odorant-binding protein lush-like. The record is from RefSeq and is a predicted model, not a curated record. Gene Ontology annotation, molecular function: odorant binding. Bases 11 to 436 code for a protein of 141 amino acids. NCBI's taxonomy places the organism in Eukaryota, Metazoa, Arthropoda, Insecta, Coleoptera, Silphidae. The transcript has 7 exons.